This is a messenger RNA of Candidula unifasciata, 260 nucleotides long. The record is from the annotation of a GenBank genome assembly. Lineage: Eukaryota; Metazoa; Mollusca; Gastropoda; Stylommatophora; Geomitridae.
GUCUGCGUUUAACUGCAAUCCAUCACAAAAUGAAGGCUGUAUUACCACUUCUGGCUAUUGUGUUACUGGCAGGAAUCUCCCAGUGUUACGGAACUUUGUGCGAUGAUGGCGCAGCGGUCGACUGUUUUGUUGAACCGUGUCAAGUUAGCAAUUGUGAUGGUGUUCAUGAAGCAAAGUGCAUCGAUGAUUACUGUGCAGGUUGCAAAGCCAGGUGGUUCGUUGGUGAGACUGAAGUCACGGAGAAGUGUACAGUAGCGUAA